This is a messenger RNA of Theobroma cacao (cacao), 2294 nucleotides long. The record is from RefSeq and is a predicted model, not a curated record. NCBI's taxonomy places the organism in Eukaryota, Viridiplantae, Streptophyta, Magnoliopsida, Malvales, Malvaceae.
UUGCAUUUUGUUCUGUUAUUGCAAUCAGUAAAACAGGGUUAGAAAUAGAUCAUUUCAGUUUAAUCACAAAGGGCAACCAUCAAGAGGACUCCUGCAUUUGCCACUCCUUGGCCUACAACUGACUGUUUUUUCUAGUUUUCUCAGAAAAGCUGAAACUGUAGGAAAUGACUGAAAGGCGACACAAAGAUACAUCAUCCUGGAUGUCCAAGCCUGCACCCUCAACAGAAUUAGAGGCUCAUCUAGGGAGUGUGCCUUUUACUUUAGACAAAGAACUUCUGGCCUCAAAAUCAGCUAAAGUAGCUGCCUUACUUAAGGAGAAUUCCCAUGAAAGUCUCUCUUACUUACUCCGGGACAUUCCAGCUGAUGCAGAGACUUUUGAACUUGUUGCAAGAUUCUGCCAUGGAUAUGAAGUACACAUGUCCACUGAAAAUAUUGUACCACUCAUUUGCCUGUCUUUCUACUUAGGGAUGGAUGAAAAUCACAGCAGUAACAAUCUAUUAAGCAAAGCUGUUACCUUCUUUGAACAAAGAGUCCUUCCUAGUUGGAAUGAAGUCAUCAAGGCUUUGCACGUGUCUGAAAAAUUCCUUCAACAAACAAUGCAGCUGGGUUUAUUUGAUGCCUGCUUACAGACUAUUAUUGCAAAGGCAUCAGACAAUCCCCGACUUCUUGGGGAACCGAUAAAGCUUUCAACAAACUAUAAUGAUACUGAAGAUGGUGAUGACAGUUAUAGGCCAAAUGCAAGGAGAAGGCUCUUUGUUCUUGACUGGCAAGAGGGUUUGACAACAUUGCCACUCCAACUAUAUGAGCCUAUCAUUUAUGCAAUGAAUCAGCAUGAAAUCCCACCAGAGUACAUUUCUGCAUCUAUUUAUCAAUAUGCAAAGAAGUGGAUCUUUUCCUGUGACAUUGGAGUGGAGACUACGUCAAUUUACAAGAGGAAAUCUCAAAGAAACGUCAUUGAAACGUUGGAGAGACUUUUGCCUCAUGGAAGAGAACUCCUUCCUUGCACAUUGUUGUUUGAAAUGCUCCGCGGUGCAAUUGACUUGGAAGCUAGCUCUGCUUGUAGAAAUGGUCUUGAGAUUAGGAUUGGAAAGCAACUGGACCAGGCAAAAGUGAAGGACCUAUUAAUCCCUUCUCAAGGCUAUACCAAGGAGGUGCAAUAUGAUAUUGAGUAUAUAAGGAGGAUUUUGAAAAUUUUCUAUGGAAAUUACAAGAGCUCUGAUGUUUCUGGGUUAAUCAUUGUGGCAGAACUUGUGGAAGAAUUCUUGGCAGAAAUAGCAGGUGACACAGAUUUAAUGAUAGACACUUUCAUUUCACUUGCAGAGAUGUCCAUGGCAGCAGCAUUAGGAAUACAGAGAAACUCUGAUGGAAUAUACCGGGCUAUUGACAUAUACUUGGACAAGCAUACUUACCUUACAGAGAAGGAGAAGGAACAUGUUUGCAGGGUGUUGGAUUUUCGAAAAUUGUCUCCUGAAGCUUGUGAACAUGCAGCCAAAAAUGAACGACUGCCUGUGAGAGUAGUAGUGCAGGUGCUUUUUAUGGCACAGUUGCAGCUGCGAGACACAUUAACAAAGGAGGUGCGGGGUUAUGAUGACAAAUUGGGAAAAGAAGAAGAGGAGGAAGAAGCAAACAUGGGUUGCAGGGAGGAUAAAGUGAGAAUGGAAAUGGAAAAAAUGAGCAUCAAGGUGAAGGAGCUAGAGAAGGAGUGCAAUGUUAUGAAGAAAGAAAUCACAAGCAGCAACAGCAGGCAAAAAGUGAAAAAGGGAAAGGUGAACAUGUGGAAAGAAAUGAAGAGGAAGUUUGGAUGCAUGAGUAGCAUGAAUGACUUUCAUUGCCAGGUCAAGAAGAAGAAGGUGCAUCCAAAAUUGGGCAUAUGAUCUUCUGAUAUAUUUUCAGUUCCUUCGUAUUCAUAUUUCCUGCUCAAUUUUCCAAGGUUUACCGGCUAAUAUUCAGAUUGUUUUACUGGAGGCCUUGAAGUAAUACAGCACCUAAGUAGUAGUCUGACAACUAUUUCCUUCAAUAAUUACCAAGUUUACUGCUUCAGUUCGAGUAAGUCAGCUGGGAAACAUAAUUUUUAUAGCAGUAGGUCAACAUAAAGCCUGAACGUUAGUCACAAGGCCAAAACCACUCCUGAACAUCAAAUGGCCAGAACAUGAAGUUGAUUGAUUCUGUGUCUACUGCCUUGUUAAAGCAAGUUUAGAACUCGUAUUUAACAUUUCUUUGCGAUUUCAGUUAACAUGAAAGGGUUUCAUUUUAUAUCGAAGACUGUAACUAUUAAUCCUUAUGUUGCAUCCUUC